Molecule: messenger RNA, 1193 nt
Organism: Carassius gibelio (silver crucian carp)
Lineage: Eukaryota; Metazoa; Chordata; Actinopteri; Cypriniformes; Cyprinidae
Product: cysteine protease atg4da-like
Exons: 3
Coding region: 109-591 (160 amino acids)
Molecular function (GO): protein-phosphatidylethanolamide deconjugating activity
Source: RefSeq, a predicted model, not a curated record
ACCAGCACCUGUAGUGUUCAGAAGGGACGAGCGGCUCUCAUCCCUCCUCUGAUUGGACAGCAGGGAGUCAGAGUCUCUGGACGUCAUGGUAACAGCAUCCCGCCGGUCAUGGAUGUGAGUGAUGAGUUUGACAGCGAUAUGGAGCCCAGGGAUGACCUCGCGUCGUUUGAGAUGGUCAAUCCGUCGAGCUCGGGCCUGCUGGAUCCCAGUGCAGACGUCCACGGACACAUCCAGGAGUCAAAAGACAAGGCCAAACUCAAAACCAAACUCCUUUCAGUGUGGAAUAAUGUCAAAUAUGGAGGCUGGUCUCUGAAGGGCAAGCCUCGUCUCAGUAAGAGCAGUCCCGUGUGUCUGCUGGGACAGUCCUAUCGGCUGAGCUACACCGGAGAGCGGGAGAGUUUUCGGCGGGCGUUCUACUCUCUGCUGUGGAUGACGUACAGGAGAGGCUUCCCUCCGCUAUACGGCUCUGCCCUCACGUCUGACGCGGGAUGGGGCUUCAUGCUCCGCAGCGCAGAGAUGCUGUUAGCUCACGGACUAAUGCUGCACAUAAUGCCCGCGGGUACAAACACACCGCAGGAUCACAAUCCUUAACAUUCAGACAUUUAUAACAUGCAAGACAUUCUGAAAGUUAAAAAAGUUCAUGGUUUAGGAUGCGAUUAAUUAAUAUUGGUCUGACUAGAUAUUGAAAAUUGAAAAUGUGUGACUAUGACUGUCGAACUGUGAGGAAGAUGCCGUUUAACCGCAUGGACCCCAGCUGUACGGUGGGUUUCUACGCCUCCAGCAGGGAGAUUUCCAGACUCUGUGCUCAGACGUCACUAAGGUUAGGUGCUUAUCAGCCUUUCAUAUUAUACGUCCGAACUCCUGUGAUAUCAGUAUCUGUGUUUUUGAUUUGAUGGACAGGCUCUGACAUCAUCAGAGGAAAAGUACCCCGUCUUCACAUUUGUGGAGGGUCAUAAUAACACAGAGAGAAGCUGUACGUUAGACUCAGUCACUCAUAUAGAGGCCAAAGACCAGGGGCUGAUCUACUGGGGUGGCAUAGUGGCAAAUGCCACCCUAAAAGAAAGCCUUGCCACCCCUGCUGCCACUCUGUUGGCAGCAACGAAUGAAAGGUUAUGGCCAAUUUAAAAAAUUGAACUGAUUCAAAUGAUUUGCGAUCCCCAAACUGACUCAAAUGAUUCGAGAACCCGCUUUGA